This is a messenger RNA of Rubroshorea leprosula, 885 nucleotides long. Lineage: Eukaryota; Viridiplantae; Streptophyta; Magnoliopsida; Malvales; Dipterocarpaceae. The record is from the annotation of a GenBank genome assembly.
UUUGCAUAUGUAUCCACUAGUGUACGUUUUUUUGCUUAGUUUGAUUCAAAACCAACACGAAAAAUGGCUCCUGCUCGUAUAUUUUCUUUGCGAUUUUCAUUCUGAACAUUAUGGUCUGUUAUGCUUGAGCUGAAGAUCAAAGGGAAGACUGUUGUUACGGUAGAUAAGCCCUUUAUUACAAUAAGUGGAACAAAGGCAAGUGAGACAAUCAUAACUUGGAAUGAUAGUGGGGAUAUAUUGCAAUCUCCUACGUUCUCCGUUCAGGCUUCCGAUUUCAUUGGCCGAUUCCUUACCAUUCAGGACACAUUGUUUGAUGACAAUGGAAGACAUUACUAUAGCAAUUGCUACAUCGAAGGAGCCGUUGAUUUUAACUGUGGCAAUGCGCCAAUGCCUAUUCUCUUUUUGAGACUGUUUGUAGGGGUUUUGCAGAAAUGUCAUUUGCGUUCACUCUCUGAGGGAACCAGAGCGAUUACAGCACAGCAAAGGCAAUCUCCAUCGAAGAACACAGGGUUUAUAUUCUUGGGUUGCAAUAUUACCGGAGUCGAGAGCACGGUGUUAGGCAGGCCGUGGGGUGCAUAUUCUAAAGUCGUAUUUGUUCAAACCUACAUGUCUAAUGUGGUGCUGCCCCAGGGAUGGGAAAACUGGGGAGAUCCAGCGAAACAAAGGUAAGCAUUUUUCUGACAAAAAAAAAGUAUUCUUUUUAAUGUUAUUAUUUUGAAAUUUCAGUAAUCUCGUGAAAAUGUUGUCUUCUGGUUUCUUGAUUCUGCAGCACCGUGUGUACUAGAUGCUGAAUAUCAAAGUUCAGGGCCUGGACCUAAGACCCAAGACCCAGAAGAAGGUUACUUGGUCCAGAGAACUCACGAGCAAUGAAGCCCAGCCCUAAGU